AUGAGUGGCAAAAUGAUGAUCUACAAGCUUGUGGUGCUGGGAGAUGGAGGUGUAGGAAAGACGGCGUUGACCAUCCAGCUCUGUCUCAACCACUUUGUCGAGACGUACGACCCGACCAUCGAAGACUCGUAUCGCAAACAGACCGUGAUCGACGACCAACCAUGCAUGCUCGAAGUACUUGACACGGCUGGUCAGGAGGAGUACACUGCGCUUAGAGACCAAUGGAUCCGCGAAGGAGAAGGUUUUCUGCUCGUCUAUUCGAUCUCGGCGAGGGCGACGUUUGAACGUGUAGAGCGAUUCCGCAGCCAAAUCUCGCGCGUCAAGGACCAAGAGCCACAUACAGUGCCCAUCAUGCUGGUUGGGAAUAAAUGCGACAAGGUGAAUGAGAGGGAGGUAUCAAGAGAGGAGGGGCAAGCGCUUGCGCAUCGACUAGGCUGCAAGUUUAUCGAAUCGAGCGCAAAGACGUGUGUCAACGUCGAACGUGCUUACUACACCGUGGUUCGCAUGAUCCGCGAACAGCGCGAAGGUACGGUAACGCACAAAAAGGAGAAGAAGAAGUCAAAAUGCAAUAUCCUUUGA
Molecule: messenger RNA, 579 nt
Organism: Mycosarcoma maydis (corn smut)
Lineage: Eukaryota; Fungi; Basidiomycota; Ustilaginomycetes; Ustilaginales
Product: small G-protein Ras2
Exons: 1
Coding region: 1-579 (192 amino acids)
Biological process (GO): signal transduction
Cellular component (GO): plasma membrane
Molecular function (GO): GTP binding; GDP binding; GTPase activity
Source: RefSeq, a predicted model, not a curated record